Messenger RNA from Linum tenue, 1466 nucleotides. The record is from the annotation of a GenBank genome assembly. Lineage: Eukaryota; Viridiplantae; Streptophyta; Magnoliopsida; Malpighiales; Linaceae.
ACACUGGCUAACUCUCUCCUUUAAACCCAACCCACCACACUUUCCUCUCCACCACCACUUACUCCCCACCUCCCUCCGCCGCCACAAUGCCGACGCCUUCCAGCACCGCCGCUGUCCUCUUCCUCUUCCUCUCCCUCUUCUCCGCCACCACCAUCACCUCGGCCCACAACAUCACCCACCUCCUCUCCACCCACCCACAGUUCUCCACCUUCAACCACUACCUCACCGUCACCCACCUCGCCGCCGAGAUCAACCGCCGCCAGACCAUCACCGUCCUCGCCCUCGACAACGCCGCCAUGUCCUCCUUGCUCGACCGCCACCUCUCCGUCACCACCCUCCGCAACGUCCUCUCCUUGCACGUGCUGGUCGACUACUUCGGCACCAAGAAGCUCCACCAGAUCACCGGUGGCUCCACCCUCACCUCCACCAUGUUCCAGGCCACCGGCGCCGCCCCGGGGACUUCCGGAUACUUGAACAUCACGGAUCUCAAGGGCGGGAAGGUGGCGUUUGCCCCCGAGGAGAACGACGGCAAGAUGGACGCCGUUUUUGUCAAGUCGCUCGUCGAGAUGCCCUACAACAUCUCCGUCUUGCAAAUCAGUCAGGUAGCGGUAAAUUCAGCCGAAGCAGAGGCGCCAGCUUCAGCCCCCUCGUUGAACCUGACAUCAAUCCUCCACAAGCAAGGCUGCACCAAAUUCGCCGACCUUCUGUCCGCCACGGGGGCCGAGGCCACGUUUGAGGCCAACGUGGACGGCGGCCUGACUGUGUUCUGCCCAUCCGACACCGUGAUAACGUCCUUCAUGCCGAAAUACAAAAACUUGACAGACUCCGAGAAGCUCUCCCUCAUGCUCUACCACGGUAUCCCCGUCUUCAUGUCGAUGCAGAUGUUGAAAGACAAUAACGGCGUCGUUAACACGCUGGCAACUGACGGCGCCAGCAAGUUCGACAUCACCGUCCAGGAUGACGGCGAGAUCGUGAAGCUGAAGACCAAAGUCGUGACAGCCACGAUAACGGGGACGCUAAAGGAACAAGACCCCUUAAUCGUGUACAAGGUGGACAAGGUUUUGCAGCCAGGGGAGCUGUUUGACGCGGAUGACGUGGCACCAGCUCCUAAGGGUGCUAAGACGAAGGCCAAGGGGAAGAAGAAGGCCGCGGAGGCGGAUUCGCCGGAUUCUGCAGAUGCGCCGGAGGGUGAUUCGGAUGAUGCGACGGCGGCUGAUGAGGACCAGAACGGAGUUGGGAAGAUGUUGAACGGCGGGAGUUUGGCGACUCUGGCUUUGAGUUUGUGUAUAGGGUUGAUGUUCAUUUGAUUGGGUCAAAUCUUGUAGUUUCUUUUUGUUUGUGUGCGUGUGAAAUGUAUCAAUUUGAUUGAAAGAAACUUGGAGGGGCGUGAUGAAAAGAGAUUAUUUUUUUUAUAUAUAUGGAGGUGAUUUGAGAAUGAUGGAUGGAAAUGAUUGAUUUUUGUUGGG